AUGGAAAAAGAGGGCAGACCUCCGGAAAAUAAGCGCAGCAGAAAACCAGCUCACCCGGUGAAAAGAGAAAUAAACGAGGAGAUGAAGAGUUUUGCAGAGAACACCAUGAAUGAGCUCCUGGGCUGGUACGGCUACGACAAAGUGGAGCUGAGAGACUCCGAGCAGCUGGACAUCGAGACGCCGCAACACAUCUCCGUGCUCAAAGAAAACUCAUUGCCAAAACUCGCUUCUUCCUCUGAGGGCGGUGGUGAAUGUUCUCCGGAUGGGGCCAACAGUUCGCACUCUACGCCUGCCAACAGAAACGGAGUCACCGAGAGCUCCACCGCAGCCUUCUCCUCCGCCCCAGGCCCCAAGGAGCACGGCGGCCUGCCCAUCAUCGUGCCCAUGGUGCCCCCGCCGCUCAUCAAGCCACCCACAGACGAAGAUGCGUCCAAUGUCCAAAUCAUGUGCGCCUGGUGCCAGAAGGUCGGAGUCAAGCGGUACUCGCUCAGCAUGGGCAGCGAGCUGAAGAACUUCUGCAGCGAAAAGUGCUUUGCUGCCUGCCGCCGGGCCUACUUCAAAAGGAACAAGCUGGGAUAUAUAAGGAAUUACAUUGUGAGUAUGCUGUGUUUUACUGUCCUGCUUGUCUGUCCCGAAGUCGGCUUUUCAUUCAACACAUAA
This is a messenger RNA of Knipowitschia caucasica, 660 nucleotides long. NCBI's taxonomy places the organism in Eukaryota, Metazoa, Chordata, Actinopteri, Gobiiformes, Gobiidae. The record is from the annotation of a GenBank genome assembly.